UGGGGCAGAGGCGGCGCGCGGCGCUGACAGCUGAGUCCGCUCGCGGCCUCCCACCCCCUUGGUGCCCCGCCUUGACCCUGGCCUGGCCUGCCCGGGAGUCAUGAGUCCCGGGCUGCUGCUGCUUGGCAGCGCCGUCUUGGUCGCCUUCGGCCUCUGCUGCACCUUCGUGCACCGCGCUCGCAGCCGCUACGAGCACAUCCCCGGGCCGCCGAGGCCCAGUUUCCUUCUAGGACACCUUCCCUACUUUUGGAAGAAGGAUGAGGUUUGUGGCCGCGUGCUCCAAGAUGUGUUUUUGGAUUGGGCUAAGAAGUAUGGGCCUGUGGUGCGGGUGAACGUCUUCCACAAAACCUCAGUCAUCAUCACGAGUCCUGAGUCAGUCAAGAAGUUCCUGAUGUCCACCAAGUACAACAAGGACUCCAAGAUGUACCACGCCAUCCAGACUGUGUUUGGUGAGAGGCUGUUUGGCCAAGGCCUGGUGUCCGAGUGUGACUACGAGCGCUGGCACAAGCAGCGGAGAGUCAUGGACUUGGCCUUCAGUCGCAGCUCCUUGGUCAGCUUGAUGGGAACAUUUAAUGAGAAAGCAGAGCAGCUGGUGGAGAUCCUGGAGGCCAAGGCCGACGGGCAGACCCCGGUGUCCAUGCAGGAAAUGCUGACCUGCACCACCAUAGACAUCCUGGCCAAGGCAGCUUUCGGGAUGGAGACCAGCAUGCUGCUGGGAGCCCAGAAGCCUCUGUCCGGGAAAGUGAAGCUAAUACUAGAGGGUAUCACUGCAUCCCGCAACACCCUGGCAAAGUUCAUGCCUGGGAAGUGGAAACAGCUGCGCGAGAUCCGGGAGAGCAUCCGCUUUCUGCGCCAGGUGGGCAAGGACUGGGUCCAGCGUCGCAGGGAGGCCCUGAAGAGGGGAGAGAAGGUCCCUGCCGACAUCCUCACACAGAUUCUCAAAGCUGAAGAGGGCGCCCAGGAUGACGAGGUUCUGCUGGACAACUUUGUCACCUUCUUCAUUGCUGGCCACGAGACCUCUGCCAACCACCUGGCGUUCACGGUGAUGGAGCUGUCACGCCAGCCAGAGAUCUUGGCCAGGCUGCAGGCCGAGGUGGACGAGGUCAUCGGUUCCAAGAGGCACCUUGACUACGAGGACCUGGGGAGACUGCAGUACCUGUCUCAGGUCCUCAAAGAGUCGCUGCGGCUAUACCCGCCAGCGUGGGGCACCUUCCGCCUGCUGGAAGAGGAGACGUUGAUCGACGGCGUCAGGGUCCCUGGCAACACCCCACUCCUGUUCAGCACCUACGUCAUGGGGCGGAUGGACACAUACUUUGAGGACCCACUGACUUUCAACCCAGAUCGCUUCGGCCCCAAAGCACCCAAGCCAAGGUUCACCUACUUCCCCUUCUCUCUGGGCCCCCGCUCCUGCAUUGGACAGCAGUUUGCUCAGAUGGAGGUGAAGGUGGUCAUGGCCAAGCUGCUGCAGAGGCUGGAGUUCCGGCUGGUGCCCGGGCAGCGCUUCGGGCUGCAGGAACAAGCCACGCUCAAGCCACUGGACCCCGUGAUCUGCACCCUGCAGCCCCGGGGCUGGCAGCCUGCACCCCCACCCCCGCCCUGCUGAGGGGACCUGCGGCAGAAUUGGACUCCUCGGACAAGGGCCGUGCCCACCCUCCUCUGCAGGCCACUGCCACCACCCCUCCUCCCCGUCCUCUUCCUCGGGGGCACCCUCCACGCUGGCUCCCAGAGAGCCCUCUGCCAACUCCCUCCUGCUUCACAUCCCUCAGAGACCCCUGUCUGCUGCUAAUUCCACUGCCCUUCCUGGACCAGCCUCACCCCGAACCCCAGCUGCCACCCAGAUAUGCCAUUGUCUGCCCUCACCUCUUUGCACAGGCCUCUCCCUCUGCCAGAAACCCUAACUCUUGCUCACUCCCUGAAGCCCCCUUCAGGUGUCACCUCCUCCAGGAAGCCCUCCCUGCCACCCCCGGCUGGGCCAGGGGCCCCUCCUCUGUGCUCCCAUGGUCACCUGUGCUACCUCUAACACCACACUGACCACUGUAUCGUGAGUGUCCUUCCAAGUGACCAACCGCCCUGCCAGGCUGUGAUCGCCUAGGGUGCAGGGUCUGUGUGUGAUUCGUCUCUGAGGCCCCCCAUGCCCUCUGAGGGCCUGGCACAGAGUCGAUGCUCAAUAAAUAUGUGUUGACUGCAUGAAUGA
This is a messenger RNA of Artibeus jamaicensis (Jamaican fruit-eating bat), 2194 nucleotides long. Its product is annotated as cholesterol 24-hydroxylase. The transcript has 15 exons. The record is from RefSeq and is a predicted model, not a curated record. The coding region runs from base 101 to 1603 and encodes 500 amino acids. NCBI's taxonomy places the organism in Eukaryota, Metazoa, Chordata, Mammalia, Chiroptera, Phyllostomidae. Gene Ontology annotation, biological process: cholesterol catabolic process. Gene Ontology annotation, molecular function: heme binding; cholesterol 24-hydroxylase activity; iron ion binding.